Messenger RNA from Aureobasidium vineae, 684 nucleotides. NCBI's taxonomy places the organism in Eukaryota, Fungi, Ascomycota, Dothideomycetes, Dothideales, Saccotheciaceae. The record is from the annotation of a GenBank genome assembly.
AUGAAGCAAAAGACCAAGCUCAAGAUGCCCACCAGCGACGUGCCCGAAUACACUGUUGUCGGCACCAACGCCGAAGGUCAGGAAGAUCCCGUCAAGCAGGGCGUUACCUUCACCUACGGUCCCUACGGCGAGGUUCCUGCUGGCGCCAACCAGCCCGUCUCGCUGAGAUACGAGUUCACCAAGCCUCUGCUGCACGCUACCCUUGUCGAGCGCGACAUCGAGGUCAGCCACUGGGGAGGCAACAUCGCUACCGAGGAGCGCUACUGGCUCGAGAACAGAGGUGCCACCCUCAAGAACCAGUUCUCGCGUGUCCAAUGGCAACAGACUCAAUACUUCAACNCCNCUACAUCGGCCCUGAAGGAGCUCGAGUACCCUCUUAUCAUCGGAAGCGCAAAUCCCUACUUUAUUGACGAUAUCGGCAACGUCAGCACUUCUCGCUUCCGUCCCAGAAACACCCCCAAGGAGGCUCUUCUCCAGCUCAAGCCCCGUUACCCCUUGUUCGGUGGCUGGAAAUACAGCUUCAAGGUCGGUUGGGACAACGACCUCAAGAGCUUCUUGCGCAAGCUCAAGACUGGUGACGGCUACGUUCUCAAGGUUCCUUUCCUCGAGGGCCCCAAGCAGCCCGAGGGUCUGGAGAUUGAGAAGUUGACUGUCAGAAUUGUCCUCCCUGAGGGCGCAACGUGA